GCGCCGAGCCGUCACAACUCAAUCUAGUUCCUCGGAGGCUGCGAGACCGCCAAGAGCCCCGCUGCCGACGUUCCCCGAUCGCUCGCUCUCGUGUGUUAUAGCCAGGCAGUCGGUGCGCUGCUCCCGAGACGCGCAGUUCCUGCAUCUCAGUGCCGUGGACUGCCGCGCACGUAGUAUACACAGUGCGAGAGACAGCGACGCGUAUACAGUGUGCCGUUGUGUGUGCAGCCUUCUUCGCUCUCGAAUAAUGUGAUUGACCGUGCUCCGUAGCCCCGCACGCAACUCUGCAAACGAGGACGCGCAACGUCGCCGUCAUGUCCUGCCGGUGUCACAGCUCGACGCUGCUGCUGACGCUGCUGCUGCCGCUGCUGCUGCCGCUGAUGCUGGCGGCGGCUGGUCGGACCUCGGGAAGCAGCAAGGCGGCCCUGCCGAUCAGCAUGGUCCAGAGCAACUCCAGCGAGACGGCCCUGCUCGUGGAGGAGCAGCAGCCGCUGGAGAACGCGACGGUGAGCUGCGACGACGCGAGGCUCAGGUGCGCCUACAGGACCGGAUGCGGCAGGGCUCUGCAGCACUACCUGACGCUCUGCGCCUCGUCGCUGCAGGGCGGCGUCAACGACUGCCCGGAGAUUUGCCAGCACGCGCUCAUCGGGCUCAUGAGCACCGACGAGGGCAAGGAGCUCAUGAUGUGCGACUGCGCGGAGAACGACGUCAUGUGCAAGUUCUCGAAGCAGCGCGCGGAGAUCUGCCGGGCGAGCGUCACGGCGACGAUGAACCGCACGAGGGUGUCCUGUCGGGUGGCCACGUGGAUCUGUAUCGCCGACACUCUCUGCUCCACGGCCCUGCAGUACUACAAUGAGAACUGCAAGCGCAUGUUCCACGGCAAGAAGUGCACCAAGCGCUGCCGCAACUCGAUCAACAUCCUGCGGAGGCAGGAGAAGGCCGAGAAGCUGAACACGUGCUACUGCGACGGCAUCGAGGAGUACGACUGCACCGCGAUACACCGCAACAUGGACGAGCUGUGCUUCAACAAGCCGGCCCAGCACAACUACCGGGAGCAGCAGCUGGGCGCGGCCGGCGGAGCUGCCAGCGGCGGGGGCGGAAAGGGCACCGGCUACAGGAACGAGGACCCCAGGAGGGACAGGCUGCCGGCGAACGCGGCCGUCCGACGGGAGAGCACCUCCUGGAGGAUACUGCUGCUCGGGCUCGUGCUCCUGCUCCACUCCCUCCUCGGCCGAGAAGAAUGAGCGGAGACGAGCACUGGCACCGACUGCUGGCAACUCCCAUGAACGAACGUGUGUCCGGAAACAGUAUUUUUGCGAGUGAACGACCAAAGACUCCGUAAACGUUUACGUGGAAUCAUCAGGGGACAUCGUCAUCGUCGCGAGGAAAUGCCGGAGGAAAAAUUCGCGCCAAAGACAAGAGGAGAAGAACGAGAGCAGCGCAAGAGAAGAGAAAGAGAGCGGAGAGCGAGCGAUCCCUUAAACAUUCUGCAUAGUAAGUAGGCUGCCGCGAGAGCGAGAGUACGUCUACAAGCGAGACGUACCUAUAUACAGCCAUACGGAUGAACGUUUUGCGCGGCGCCCGAUGAGAGACGACCAAGCGACCACUUCCGUUUUGUAAUGUAGAUUAAUUAAUGGAGAUUAUGGCUUGUAGCAAUUAUCAUAUAGUAAUUUAUAUCUCGUAUAGGGCUGACGAGUGCGCGCGGCCAGGGGAGGGGGGUUCAUUAUUCUGUACGUGAAAUCCGAGCUUUCGCCGUUCCUUUUUCAUUUAACUUUAUUAUUUUUAAUAUUAUAUUGAUAGUUUUUCUUUUUUUUCUAUUAGAAAUUGGUUAUAUAUAUAUAUUUACUCCAAAGUUAGAGAAGACCUGAUUUUAUACAAUGCACGGAAAUUAUGCUCGUAAAUAAGAAGACCGUAAUUCGAGGAUGAUUCUUUUAUAUCUUUUUUUUUGUUUCUUGUUGUCAUAUUAUUUUAACUAGUUGAUGAGAAUCGAAAAGUUUCGAUUUCGUUAUGGAACUGGUGUUGUUGCGUAAACUAUCAUCCUACUUGACAAGUGUAUGAUUAUUAUUAUUAUUUUCUGUACAGCCGAGAGCGAAAAAUUGUUGAAUUCGAUUGUGUAGAUUUUAUGUGUACCUGUAUUGUGUGUGUAUAUGCGAGAUUUGUAAAAAAAAAAA
This is a messenger RNA of Nasonia vitripennis (jewel wasp), 2171 nucleotides long. RefSeq names its product growth arrest-specific protein 1. The record is from RefSeq and is a predicted model, not a curated record. Bases 315 to 1244 code for a protein of 309 amino acids. Gene Ontology annotation, biological process: regulation of cell cycle. The transcript is spliced from 5 exons. Lineage: Eukaryota; Metazoa; Arthropoda; Insecta; Hymenoptera; Pteromalidae.